Molecule: messenger RNA, 1413 nt
Organism: Penicillium cataractarum
Lineage: Eukaryota; Fungi; Ascomycota; Eurotiomycetes; Eurotiales; Aspergillaceae
Exons: 1
Coding region: 1-1413 (470 amino acids)
Cellular component (GO): membrane
Molecular function (GO): glycosyltransferase activity
Source: RefSeq, a predicted model, not a curated record
AUGUUCUCCUCCCCGCGACGAUGGAUCUUCAUCGUCUCGCCACUCAUUACUCUAACUUUGGUCUACUACCUUUUCCUCUCACCACAUACCAACCCGAUCACAUUAAAUCUCCAAGGACAAUGGACACAAUCCGAACAAGAACCCAUGAUCCUCGAGGGGACACGCCCUCUUUCACAAGCCGAGAAACAGCACCAGCAACAAAUCUCAGAUGAUUCAUUCGAGGACGACCGAUGUGGGAAGUUGCGCAAGGACAUGGAUGAUGUCUUUGUCGUCUUGAAGACCGGCGCCACUGAAGCCCGCGAAAAGGUCCCCGUACAAUUGCGCACGACUCUUCAAUGUGUCCCGCAUUACGCCGUUUUCUCCGACUAUGAGGAGACCAUCAGCGGCGUACGUGUCUACGACGUCUUGCAAAACGUCACCGAAUCCACCAUGAAAGAGGCACCCGAAUUCGAAAUCUACCACCGCCUACAGGAAGUCGGUCCCGAGGGCCUGACAGAUGAAGAAAUGGGCGAUGACUCGAACGGUCCGUUCGGCAAAACCAACAACCCAGGCUGGAAACUCGACAAGUGGAAGUUCCUCCCCAUGAUUGCCGAAGCGCUGGAAGUGCAACCCAACGCCAAAUGGUACAUUUUCAUGGAAGCCGACACCUACAUGGUCUGGCCGAACCUGGUAAACUGGCUCGGCCACCUAGAUCACCGUCAGAACUACUACCUCGGCAGCCCCAUGCAAAUCGGCGACGUUCUCUUCGGAUACGGCGGGGCAGGCAUCAUCCUCUCCAGCCGAACGAUGUAUCACCUGCAUAACUACCGCGCCAAGCACCAACAAGAACUGGAGCAUAUGACAAGUCAAGAAUGGGCCGGAGACUGCGCACUAGCUCAAGCCCUGAAAGACGUCCACGUCGAACUCACCUGGGCCUGGCCCAUGAUGAUGACCUCCCGACCCCACGAGAUCGAUCAUUUCUCCGAGGCAUACGGCCGCCAACCAUGGUGCUACCCCGCCGUGUCAUACCACCACAUGAGUCCUCGCGAUAUCGAAGAAAUGUGGCGGUUUGACCGGGGCUGGUUCAAGAGUGGUAAAAAUGCACUCUUGCUGCAUGGCGAUGUCUAUCGCGAACUCGUUCAUAAUGGAUCUCUUGCUGAGCGGCCGGAUUGGGAUAAUCUGUCACCGGCUAUUAUUGAUUUUGAUCCUCCGACUGAACCGUCGACGGAGGCUUGUGCCGAUGCGUGUUCGCAGAAUUCGGAGUGCUUGCAGUUCUCGUUUAAUCAUGAGAUGCAGUCUUGUAAACAUGCUUCGACGACGUUUGGUGGUGUUGCCACGAAUGGUACGGACUCGGGCUGGAUGACGCAUCGUGUUCAGCGAUUGUUGAAUAACUUUCAAUCAUCUUGUCCGGAGGUACAAUACAUUCUUGAAUGA